Pseudogymnoascus verrucosus is the source of this 180-nucleotide messenger RNA. RefSeq lists its product as uncharacterized. NCBI's taxonomy places the organism in Eukaryota, Fungi, Ascomycota, Leotiomycetes, Thelebolales, Thelebolaceae. The transcript is spliced from 2 exons. Bases 1 to 180 code for a protein of 59 amino acids. The record is from RefSeq and is a predicted model, not a curated record.
AUGGGAUUGUCGUCACCUCGCCACGACGUAAAGGGGACCGGGAGGCAAAGACGCAAGAGCGGUCAGUAUAAAGCACUCGCGACCGACCAAGAGGAGACAGUUGUGAUGCUUAAUGAAUCUUUCGGCCAAGGACUCCAAGACAACCAAGAAGGUUCAAGAGAGGAUUGUGAGGAGUGGUAA